Molecule: messenger RNA, 2433 nt
Organism: Numida meleagris (helmeted guineafowl)
Lineage: Eukaryota; Metazoa; Chordata; Aves; Galliformes; Numididae
Product: transmembrane protein 198-like
Exons: 4
Coding region: 398-1132 (244 amino acids)
Cellular component (GO): vesicle membrane; plasma membrane
Source: RefSeq, a predicted model, not a curated record
UGGUCCUGGGUGCCGGUGGGGGCCCUGGGAGUCCUCUGGGGCGCCGGGAGGAGCGCGGGGAACGUUCUGGGAUGUCUCAGGGUACACGAGGGGGUCCUGGGUGUCCCGAGGACCCCCCACCCCGUGGCUCCCUCCGUGCCCUCUCUAGCUGUCAGCUCUGCAGCCGCGGUGACCCCUGAGCCCCCCCCUCUCCCCUUGGGGCUCCCGGUGUUCUCAGAGCCCCCGUUCUCCCCAGCCCCUCCCGCCUCCUCCCAUUCCCCGCCCCAGAUGUGGCCCCGCCGCUGCUGCCAGAUGUGCGAAGUGCGGGGGGUGGGGGAGUGGGGCUCCCUCUGUGCUCUUCCACCGCCCCCAGCACAGCCUUCCCCCUGCCCCCCACCCCACCCCCCCCCGGUCCGGGAUGGAGCCUGGAGCCCCCGUGGAGCUGCGCUGCCGCCUGGAGCCACGGCCACACUACGAGCCCGGUCCGGCAGUGCUCUGCGCCCUCGGCUGCGUCCUCGGCCUUCUCUACGGUGGCAUUGGCCAUCGCUGCUUCAAGGCCGUCCUGUUCACGUCGGGGCUGCUGCUGGGCUCCGGCGUCAUCUUCCUGCUGUGCUACAAGGAGCGCGUGCUGGAGACGCGGCUGAGCCUGGAGGUGAGCGCGGGCAUCGCCUUGGCCAUCGGCGCGCUCUGCGGGCUGGUCACCGCGCUGCUGCGCAGCGUCGGGCUCUUCGCCACCGGGCUGCUGCUGGGGCUGCUGCUGGCCGCGGCCGUGCUGGCGGCUGCUGCGCCCCUGGUGCCUCCGCUGAGCCCCUGGGUGCCGGUGGGCGUCCUGCUGGGCCCGGCGCUGCUCUGUGCCCUGCUGACCCUACGCUGGCCCAAAGCGCUGACCACGUUGGCCACCGCCGUCCUCGGCGCGGCCGUGGCGGUGGCGUGCGUGGAUUAUUUCGUGGAGGCGUUUGCUCUGGUGGUGCACAUCUCCGAGAGGCUGCGGAUGGAGGCGGUGGGGCAGCUCUGCUGGCACAGCUGGGUCGUGCUGGGGGCAUGGCCGGCGCUCAGCCUGCUCGGCGUCCUGCUGCAGCAAUGCAGGAGGCCAAGCGCCAGCAGAACUGAGCCCCCUCGGAGUGCAGCCACUGCCGCCAGCCUAUCCCAGUGACACGCAUCGUGCACAACGUGUUGGCCUUGAGCGGCAUCCAGAGCUUGUGGGACCCGCAGCUGGAGAGCGCAGCCCCCCCAGGCCCCGCUGGGACCCCCGAUGAUGGCUGCAGCUCCACCACAUCCUUCACCGCCCCAGUGCCUCGAGGCCACCCCCGAGAGGCCCCUGUGCCCCCCACCCGCUGUGCCUUGGGGUGCUCUAACCCUGCCAUGCCUGCCCCUUUAAGUAGGCAAAUGAUGGGGGAUCCUCAUGGGGUAAAUGGGAGCUCCUGCCCCCCAGCCAGCCCCACUGCAACCCCUGUCCCUUGUCAGCUCCAGAGAGGGUCAGUUCCACCCCCACCUCCAGCACCUGCUGCCCCUCCCCUCCAGUGCAGGAAAAGACCUCAGAGAAAAUAACACCCCAUGGUUAUUUUUGUAGGACCUACUCAAACGCUGUGCACACACAUCACAGGCUCAGGACCUGAGCCAUAGUGUUCUAGUGCCUUAGCUCCAGCUGCCCCCAGCUCCUCACUCUGACCCCCACACCCCUUAUACCUCCAUUCCUGCUGCCACAAGGCCCCUGGCUCCGCUGGCCCCAUGGGCUGCCCAUCCCUGUAUCCCUCAGACCACCAGCACCCCCAUCUAUGACCUCUGGGCUCCCCAGGCCCCCACACCCCACCCUUCAUGCUCCAGCGACCCCCAGAACCCCCCAGAUCCCUUAUGUCCUCAUCACUCCCAUCCCAAACUGCAUCCCUGCACAUCCCCCCACGCAUCCCCUCUUCAGCCCUGGGACCAACUGCAGCGCUCCCUGCUCAGCCCCACAUAGGAUCACCCCAAACGUGGCCCCGUUCCCCAGCCGAGCUCCAGCCCAGGGCACGACAAGCCCACAAAGCACUGUCCCAUAGGCUGUCCCUCCCCACGGGCAGCAGGAUGUGGGCUGGUGCCAGGCCAGAGCGCGGGGCCACCCAGAAAACGGGGCACGAGAGGGGGCCGGGUGCCCCCCCUCCAACGCUGCCUCACGGGACACAAAGGCGGCUGUGUCCCACACACAGUCCUGACAGUGACACUGGUGCUGGCACUGCUGCAGCUGGGCGGGCUGAGGGGGUUGGGGCCUCUGGGAGGGUCCCAGCGCCGUCCUCAGCAGGGAAAGGCAGAGCUGAGCUCAUGCCACGGGCUCACUACUGCAAUUUUAUUAUUGCAUUUUUAAAAAUAAAGGGAGAGGACGACAGUGCCGUAACACAGAAUGCGAGGGGCUGGGGAAGAAGUCAAGGAAGUGCCACUGCCCCUGCCCCACCCGCAGCACCAGCCCUGCCCACCCGGCCC